Molecule: messenger RNA, 1643 nt
Organism: Meira miltonrushii
Lineage: Eukaryota; Fungi; Basidiomycota; Exobasidiomycetes; Exobasidiales; Brachybasidiaceae
Exons: 2
Coding region: 104-1471 (455 amino acids)
Biological process (GO): phospholipid biosynthetic process
Cellular component (GO): membrane
Molecular function (GO): phosphotransferase activity, for other substituted phosphate groups
Source: RefSeq, a predicted model, not a curated record
UAUUAAAAGACGGAUCAAAGUUGACAUCUUUCUCCGCUUCUUUCAAUCCUUUCUUUCCUUUCUUCCAUCCUCUAUCCCCCCAAUCAACAAAACAGCAUUCAUCAUGUCGGGAGGCGUUUACAUUCCAAAAUCUCGCGAAAAGAAUCUGCAUACGUACAAGUAUUCAGGAGCAGACGAUUCAUUGGUAUCAAAAUACAUCUUGGGUCCAUAUUGGAAUUGGUUGGUAAGCCUAUUUCCAACAACCAUUGCACCAAAUACCAUCACAGUCUCAGGUUUGGCUUUGGUAGGUCUUAACUUCCUCACUCUAUUGGCAUGGGACCCAACUUUGAAUUGUGGUGCUGCCAAGUUAACACCUGGCUAUGAUGCUCGCGGACCGAAUGAUAUCCUUCCGCCAACGCCGCUCUUGGCAAGAUUUGGGUUUCCCGAAUCAGUCAUUGCCAAACAAGAAGGAUCAGGAUCGGCUUGUAUGCCAGCUUGGAUCUUUUUGACCUGGUCAUUGGGUUUGUUUGCCUAUCAAUCACUAGAUUCCAUUGAUGGUAAACAAGCACGCAGAACGGGCAUGGCAGGUCCCCUUGGUGAAUUAUUCGAUCAUGGAUGUGAUGCAAUCAACACAACGCUUGAGUGUAUUUUGAGUACUGCUGCGCUCAAUGUAGGAAGAUCGUAUUGGAGUAUUGCAGCUUUGAUUGCAUGUUUGAUCAACUUUUACUUGACAACUUGGGAAGAAUUCCAUACUGGAACACUUUAUCUUUCCGCCUUUUCUGGACCGGUUGAAGGUAUUUUGAUGAUUUGUGUCAUCUAUUUAAUCACCGGCUUAGCUCCUUCUGGCAGUCAAUUUUGGGAUCGCGGUAUUCUAAGCGUGACAGGAUUGGAGCAUUUCCCAUUCAUUGCCAAGAACUUGCGGGAUUGGAACUUGCCGCUCAACGAUGCAUUCUUGACUUUUGGUGCUUUCGGAUUGGGAGCCAAUAUCGUUGCAAGUUACUCAAACGUUGCUAGAGCAAGACUUUCUCGCAAACAAUCUCCACUAACACCUUUGGCUGGAUUAUUGCCAAUCGGUGCUUUGUUGACAUGCAUGACACUGUGGAUGACUGCUCGUGAUGCUCAAAUUAUGGCAGAUGGACAAUCGUUCGUUGCACUCUAUUGCGCUUUCGGUUUGAUGUUCGCUUACAGCGUUGGUUUGCUGAUCGUUGCUCAUGUCACAAAGGCCAAUUUCCCAUACGUCAACAUCGCUUUGGGAUGGGCAAUCAUGGGCACAAUCGAUGCUCGUUUACCCGAGCCUAUCUUGCAAAAUUCAUUAGGAGGCGUUCGAUUAGUAGCAUUUGGCGUUUUGAGUAUGAGCUUUGGUUUGUAUGGUCAUUUCGUAUAUGACGUCAUUACAACAAUCACAAAAGAGACUGGAAAGCCAUGCUUCUGGGUACCCGAUAGCGUCAAACCGGUUGAAGCAAAGAAAGCAGAAGGCAAAAAGACAAAAUGAGAAGUAAAACCCAACACUAAAUUUGAACUUUAUUAGAUUUAUAGAAAUAUGGAUUAAUACCGUACACUAAUAAAAAGAUAUACCGAAUCUUGCAACCCUUUUUUUUGUUUUGUAUAGUUGUUGUCUUGUAGGAUAAUAAUAUUCCGAAUCAGUAAUCAAUCAUCAAUCCCAU